AUGGUGUGCUGGUUAAUAGGUUUAGGAAUAUUCAUUUAUAUAUCCUAUCGAGUAUACCAACAUUUUUAUCCAACACCAGAUAUAGAUUCACGAAAUAAAUAUGUAUUAAUUAGUGGAUGUGAUUCUGGUUUUGGUCAUGGACUAGCUAUUGAAUUAGAUAAACAAGGUUUCAAUGUUCUCGCUGGUGUUUAUAGUUCAAAUAGUAAUGAUUCAUUAGGACAGAUACUUUCAUCACGUGCAACUAUCUUUCAAUUGGACAUAACACGACAAGAAGAUAUUGAUGCUGCUUAUGAAUUAGUUAGUAAUAAAACUAAAGUACUUCAUGCACUUGUUAACAAUGCCGGUAUUGGUGCAGGUGGAUAUAUUGAUUGGAUUUCAUUAGAUUUUAUGCGUAGAAUGAUGGAUGUAAACUUUUUUGGACAUGUUGCAAUGACUAAGAAAUUUUUACCAUUACUUAUAGUUAGACGAGAUUCACGUGUUGUUAAUAUUUGUUCUGUUGCUGGUUAUUUAACUAAACCAGGUAUGUCAGCUUAUUCGGCAUCGAAAUAUGCUUUAGAAUCAUUUUCCGAUUGUCUUCGUCGUGAAAUGGCUGUAUGGGGCUUACGUGUGAGUAUAAUUGAACCUGGUUUUAUGAAAACAAACAUCGUUGAAGGACAUGAUAAAUCGUUGAGUGUAUUAUGGAAUGGUUUAUCAGAUGAUACUAAAGAACGAUGGGGUGAACAUAAUCUUAAACAACAAAUUCAAGAAGUUUUAAAUAAUAUAUUCAUGAAGAGAGCUGAAAAUCCUGCCAAAGUAGUACAAGCACUUAAACAUGCCGUCAUGAAUACAGUACCACAAAUCCGUUAUAGACCUGGAUGGCAAUCAAGUUAUGUAAUGUUUCCAAUUUCAAGAGGUCCAGCUUGGUUAGCUGAUAUGCUUAUGAUUAGACCAAGUUUAAAAGGUACUCCACCUGCUGGUAUAAGCAAACAAAUUAAAGACUAA
Messenger RNA from Adineta steineri, 981 nucleotides. The record is from the annotation of a GenBank genome assembly. Lineage: Eukaryota; Metazoa; Rotifera; Eurotatoria; Adinetida; Adinetidae.